GACAAAAUCCCUAGGCCAGAGGAAGAAGAGCGCAGGCCCGGGCGAGGCGGCGGGCGGAGGCCGGACCGGAGGGGUGGGGACGGCGAGGAGGUGGAAGCCGGCGCUGCGCUCCGCUCAGGCUCGGUUUCAUGUCCCGCCAGGCGAAGGAUGACUUCCUGCGGCACUACACAGUGUCGGACCCCAGGACGCACCCCAAGGGCUACACCGAGUACAAAGUAACCGCGCAGUUCAUCUCAAAGAAGGACCCAGAAGAUGUCAAAGAGGUGGUGGUCUGGAAGCGGUACAGCGACUUCCGCAAGCUGCAUGGAGACCUGGCCUACACCCACCGCAACCUCUUCCGCCGCCUUGAGGAGUUCCCUGCUUUCCCCCGGGCCCAGGUGUUUGGCCGGUUUGAAGCGUCAGUGAUCGAGGAGCGGCGAAAGGGGGCAGAGGACCUGCUUCGCUUCACUGUGCACAUACCUGCGCUCAACAACAGCCCCCAGCUCAAAGAGUUCUUCCGGGGUGGGGAGGUGACCCGACCCUUGGAGGUGUCCGGGGACCUGCACAUCCUGCCUCCCCCUCUGAUCCCCACCCCGCCCCCUGAUGACCCCCGGCUACCCCAACUGCUCCCUGCAGAAAGGAGGGGCCUCGAGGAAUUGGAGGUGCCAGUGGACCCCCCACCAUCCAGCCCUGCCCAGGAGGCCCUGGAUCUCCUCUUUCACUGUGAGAGCACCGAGGAGGCGUCCAGUUCCCCUGCCCGAGGCUCUCUCACUGAGGCUGAGCUUGCCCUCUUCGACCCCUUCUCCAAGGAAGAAGGCGCAGCCCCCAGCCCCACCCAUGUGGCUGAGCUGGCAACGAUGGGGGUGGAGUCGGCAAGGCUGGACCAGGAACCCUGGGAGCCAGGAGGGCAGGAGGAGGAAGAGGACGGGGAAGGAGGGCCCACCCCUGCCUACCUAAGCCAGGCCACAGAACUCAUCACCCAGGCCCUGCGGGAUGAGAAGGCAGGCGCUUAUGCUGCCGCGCUCCAGGGCUACCGAGACGGUGUGCACGUCUUGCUUCAGGGAGUUCCCAGUGACCCGUUGCCUGCCCGCCAGGAAGGUGUGAAGAAGAAGGCAGCUGAGUACCUGAAGCGGGCAGAGGAGAUCCUGCACCUGCACCUGUCUCAACUCCCACCCUAACAGGGAGUGUGCCCUUCCCUGGGACUCUCGCUCCUGCACUGCCAGCCCCUUCUCCUCUCCCCAGGGCUUGGCCCUACCUUCUGGUCUUGUAAUUACAGGGGCCAUUUCUGUAGGUAACUGGACCAAGAAUAAGAAAAAUAAUGAAUUCUCAGCUCCCUGAUUACGCCUGCCACCUUGGAAUCAAGGACUCACACUUCUGACCCUGCCUGUCUUUUUGGGUUUUUUUUGAGUUGGAGUCUCGCUGUGUCGCCCAGGCUGGAAUGCAGUGGUGUGAUCGUGGCUCACUGCAACCUCCGCCUCCCAGGUUCAAGCAAUUCUCCUGUCUCAGCCUCCCCAGUAGCUGGGAUUGCAGGCACACGCCACCACGCCCAGCUAAUAUUUUGUAUUUUUAGUAGGGACCGGGUUACACCAUGUUGGCCAGGCUGGUCUCGAACUCCUGACCUCAAGUGGUCCAUCCGCCUCAGCCUCCCAAAGUGCUGACAUUACAGGAAUGAGUCACUACGCCCGGCCCAUGUCUGUCUGUCUUGAUGUGUGAGCAGCAGCUGUGGUCAUUAAACCAUUAGUUUACCCGUCUAGAACUGGGGUCUGCAAACUCCCACCUGCAGCCAAAUCUGGCCCAUCUCCUUUUUAAUGUAAGGCCUGUGAGAGUGGUUUUUACAUCUUUUUAAUGAUUAAAAAAAUCAAAAUAAUAUUAUGUGACAAUGACAGGUGAAAUUUAUAUGUGACAAGUGAAAAUUAUAUGAAAUUUAAGAGUCUAUAAAUAAAAUUUGUUGGAACACAA
This is a messenger RNA of Nomascus leucogenys (northern white-cheeked gibbon), 1938 nucleotides long. It is a transcript of the gene SNX15, whose product is annotated as sorting nexin 15. Gene Ontology annotation, molecular function: phosphatidylinositol binding. NCBI's taxonomy places the organism in Eukaryota, Metazoa, Chordata, Mammalia, Primates, Hylobatidae. The record is from RefSeq and is a predicted model, not a curated record.